GACGGAUCCACAAGACGAACUGGCACAGUUCUUCGGGGAAGUACAGACGGAACCGAUGGGAGGGGGGGGGGAGCCAGCAACAAACGGCGACGGCCUCCUCCGGGCAACCACCACCGCGAGACACGACGAGGAGAUCAAGAUCUUGAAGCAGGACCACUCCAUCGUGAUGUUUCUUCGGCCGGGAGAGAAUCAGAUGUUGUCGCACCUCUACAACACAGCCAAACUGUUCAAGCAGAAACAGCAGGCCAAUCCCACAUGGGCUCCGGGCCAGCAACCCUUGAAACUGGUCAUGGCAGUGGCAAUGUUUACAAAGCUAGGGGUGAGACUGGAGAAAACUUGUUCGGACGAGGCCCUCGCAAAGAAGGUGCAGGAACUAGGCUGGCGGGAUCCGACGGUGGGAUGGAAGUUUCAGUACUGGAACAACAACUUACGUUGCCUUCAGGAGGACACCACACGUACACCGUUAACGGAUCAGGCCAUUGCCCAGCAUCUGAAGAAGCUGGUGGAAGUGCUGGGUCAGCCGGAUGUUGUGCAUCGCUUUGCAUGCACACGUCGCAUGUCGGACACCAUGGAAUCCACGGCAACCUUCUUACUGGACCUCACAACAAGGACACCAGCCAGCUUGGAAGCCUGGCACUCCCUUCAGGCUCUACAAGGGUGCACUCUUCUACAGUUGGGAGGCAUGGCUUACAAGAAAGAGAGCUUCAAGCCGAGCCCAGCCAUCCAGAAGCUGAAGGAAAUGAUCCGCGGGCUUUGA
This is a messenger RNA of Symbiodinium sp. CCMP2456, 757 nucleotides long. Lineage: Eukaryota; Dinophyceae; Suessiales; Symbiodiniaceae. The record is from the annotation of a GenBank genome assembly.